This is a messenger RNA of Neurospora tetrasperma FGSC 2508, 2104 nucleotides long. RefSeq lists its product as uncharacterized. The record is from RefSeq and is a predicted model, not a curated record. The transcript has 4 exons. The coding region runs from base 1 to 1914 and encodes 637 amino acids. Lineage: Eukaryota; Fungi; Ascomycota; Sordariomycetes; Sordariales; Sordariaceae. Gene Ontology annotation, molecular function: DNA binding; protein binding.
AUGACGUCCUCCCCCUCACUGGACCGUUUUCCCGAUGAGCUCAUCCGCCACAUCCUUCUAUAUGUCUCGCCCGAGGACAACGUCCUGAACAUUCAGCCAGUCUCGCGGCGUUUCUACCACAUUGCCAACGAACCGCUGUUAUGGCGAUAUCUUUGCCGAAACUCGUUUACUUUCUGGAAGCCUGAACACUACUUCUUCGCGAAACUGUCGGACCCGAGACCAACUACUAUCGAGUGGAAGAAGCUAUGGCUUCGAAGGAAAAGGCAGAACCACUUGAUUAAACGCCUCCUGGACGAGAUCCUCACAACGAGAUACCACCAGCUGAGAAAUCUCCAGCGCAUCUGUCAGUUCGGUUACGACGCCAAGGACUUUCUUUUGGAGCAAUGUCACGUCGAUGAAUCCCACGAUGACGUUCUGGCCAGAAGGUACUAUGCGAAUUCAGCAUUGGACAGCAUCCACAGAGGCAUGGCUGUAGAGGUAUGGUCCAAGUGCUAUGAAACGGGGACCGAUCCGUACUCGGGGCUCGAUCGUGCUCUCGGCGCAUUCGACCUGUUCGUUCUACACGACCAGCCCCAAGACCUUGAAUACAUAUUAAGCACACUGGACACGCUCGCUCAGAGAUUUAUGCUGGAGCACCCAGAACAUAAGAUCAUGUCGACAAGGCAGAAGGCUCUAGCCUUGAAUCGCUGGCUGAGGGCCCAGAAUCUCAUGGGGAUGGAGAACGAGACCGUCAACUACCACAACCUGAGGAACUGCCUUCUAGGGCACGCCCUGUCUGACGACGAGCAUCCGUCACUUCCCAUAAUCUCGAGCGCCAUAUUUGCUUCGGUUGCCGAACGCCUCGGCAUGUCAAGCGCAUGUUGUGCAUUCCCGAGCCAUGUCCACGCGUCUGUGAAGGCUCCUCCAGGUAUGACCUUGGAUGGUGAUGUGGAAGAGGACCCCAAAGCCGAACCGGAAACUAUGUAUCUGAACCCUUACAAGUGGGAUGGGGAGGUCACACUUGAUGAGCUACGGAGGGCACUGGUCGAGUUGGGCUGGACUCAAGGGUCAGAGGUGUUUCUGAGGGCGUCACCUGUGCCAAUCAUCGUCCUCCGAACAGCGGCCAAUAUCAAAGCCGCCACGAGUCGAAUUCAAAAUCUCGCCGACCGAUCAGGGGAGCCCAUCGAGGUCGAAGCGAAGCGGUUGCGGGCGGGUCAUCCAGACAUCAACGUGGAGGCGGCCAAGUAUGCCUCGAUGUGGGCCGAACUGAUGGUCAAGCCGGUUUCCAGUGUUCACUGGGACCAUAACCUUGAGACCUUUCUGCACUCAUUUGCCAUGUCGUGGGGCGAAGACGCCUGGAUCGUUCGCAAAUAUCUUCUUCCAAUGUACGAACAAUUCGUCGCAUCGCAACCCCACGUGCGCAACCGGGCUGGAUGGGAAAAUGUCCGCGAGAUUCUCAACAUGCUAGACAACCUCGACAGGAGGGAGGCGGUCGUCACCCGUCGCUACACGCAGGAGAUGCAGGAACGCGUGCGCUACAGGAUCGGCCAGGUCUUCCGUCACAAGAGAUACGGAUGGAUCGGAAUCAUCAACGGCUGGGCAGCUGGGUCUGCAGGCCUUCCGGUUCCGCAUUACCUCGAUGGCUACGAGGAUGAAGUCCAGUCUCCAACGACUUCUCCCAGAUCUUCAGGGGACAGGCUGCACUCAGAAGGCCAGCUAAGGCCUCAGUUGGCCAGAGUGUUUUAUACAUGCAUGAGUUCUAAGAGACCUAGGAUUGACCGCUUGCGGGUGGCUCAGAAUAGCAUCGAGAUUAUCACCGAUCCUAACCUCAUUCCCGAAUCGCUCAAGUUCCUGGCGGGCAAGUAUUUCAAGCGGUUUGACAGAAAAACCUGCACUUUCGUAUCGAACAUUAAGGAAUCGUACCCCGACGACUAGAUCUCUCUGGGUCAAUCAGUUCAGUGAUCUUUGGAGAUCCUGCAGAGGAGAUGAUGGGAAGAGAUGUCGAGGGAUGCAAAAGGGAGGGCCGCGGAAGAUGCGUGUAUCAUGUUGUACAAUAAGAGAGAUGUUGGGGCCGCAGGGUUGUUGAAAUAUAUGUAUACCUUGUACAACAACAAAGCAACUAUCA